AUGAAUGAAAGAAGUACAAACAAUUUGUUUGAUGAAAAUGCCGAUACGAACGACUUUUAUAAUGAAUGUUAUAAAGGUGAUGGUGUACCACACGUCGAAGAAACUUCACAUCAAACCAACCGCAGUAGCGAGAAUAUUUCCGUCACCGAUAGUAAAUCUAAGAGCGUGGGUAGCUCGUACGAUUCCGAAGAAGCCACCGUGUUGUUCGACGAUUUGAUGGAAAUUAUUGGCGAAUUCGGUCCUUAUCAGUUUUUGAUAUUUUUAACAUUCACAAUUGGCAUGAUGAUAGAAGUUGUUCUCGUGAUGACUUAUGUUUUUGCUGGAGCAACACCAUCGGACUUUUACUGCAAAGUCCCUUCCAUUGGUCAUUUAAACUUAUCUGAGAGUUUGCUCAAAAAUAUAACCGUCAAUGGGACUAAUCAAUGUGCAAUGUAUGACCGAGAUUACAGCAACUGGACUCUUGAAACAGUGAACCAAUGGAGAAAUGACCCCAAUCAGUUUGGAAACCGGUCAGUCCCAUGUAAAUAUGGCUGGAUAUUUGAUAGAAGUGUCUAUGAAGAAACCAUUGUCACUCAGUGGAACCUGGUUUGUGACGACGUUUGGAAAUCUUCCUUUGUUUAUUCAGCUGUCGGAAUUGGCCAGUUACUUGGUGCUUUGAUGUGGGGUAUCCUAAUCGACAAGUUUGGAAGAAGAUGGCCCUACGUUUAUGCGAUGGUGGCCAUGGUUUUGUUGGCUGGAGGUGCCUCCUUCUCGCCUCGCUAUUACGUCUACUGCAUCCUUCAGUUCGUCAUGGGCAUACACACAGUUGCUGCUUACUCCGUCGGCACAUCUGUCGCUGUUGAAAUCACUGGAAUAAAAGUUCGAGGUCAUUUGUCGACUGCGGUGAAUUAUUUUUGGUCUUUCGGGUAUAUGUUGUUGCCUCUCAUUGCAUACUACGUCAGGUCCUGGUUCAAACUUCAACGCUACAUAAGCAUUGCGUCUCUCAUUCUCCUCUCCCUCCUCAUAUUCAUCAAAGAAUCACCCCGAUGGUUGUAUACUCACGAUAAAAAAGAAGAUGCAAAUGCCAUCUUGAGACAGAUUGCCAAAUGCAAUAAAAAAGAAUUCCCUGAAAACACCCACUAUUGUUGGAAGAUGCAGGAAGCAGAGGUCAAACAACUUUUCAUUGUUUUGUGGAUUUUAAGAAGGCGUUUGAUUCAGUCUGGCACGAAGGUUUGUAGGCAACUUUGGAAAGUAUGGGAGUUUUCCAACUCAUUAGUUUACUUUGGUAUUUCAUUGUAUCUGCCAACACUCAGCGAAAGUCCUUACUUGAAUUUUUUCAUUUCCGGGGCGGUCGAACUACCCGGUUACAUUAUAGCACAAUUGAGCAUUGCAUUUUUGGGACGAAAAAAACCUCUUUCAUGCGUCAUGAUGUUUGCCGGAAUCUGUUUAUAUAUCCUGCUCAUAAUAGAAAAAAAAGAUUUGCAAUGGACGCGCAUCAUGUUGGUUUUGAUUGGCAAAAUGUGCGUGACUGCUUCCUGGUCGAUGGCAAUUUGCUUUACAAAUGAACUUUAUCCAACAAUGUUGAGAGGCCGAGGUCUUCUAACGUGUACACUCUUUGGAAACUUGGGCAAUGCAUUGUCUCCACAAAUUAAUUUGUUGGGGCAACUGAUGAAUCCUAUCAUCCCACCGUUUGUUUUUGCUUCUUUGUCUGUUAUCUCUUCAACUAUCUGCUUGUUACUGCCAGAAACCAAAGGAAUGCCCCUGUACGAUACUGUCGAAGAAAUGCGCAACAACGUCUCUAUUAAAAGUUUCUAA
Molecule: messenger RNA, 1794 nt
Organism: Helobdella robusta
Lineage: Eukaryota; Metazoa; Annelida; Clitellata; Rhynchobdellida; Glossiphoniidae
Exons: 9
Coding region: 1-1794 (597 amino acids)
Biological process (GO): transmembrane transport
Cellular component (GO): membrane
Molecular function (GO): transmembrane transporter activity
Source: RefSeq, a predicted model, not a curated record